This is a messenger RNA of Beauveria bassiana ARSEF 2860, 1173 nucleotides long. RefSeq names its product Phosphotransferase enzyme family domain protein. The coding region runs from base 1 to 1173 and encodes 390 amino acids. The record is from RefSeq and is a predicted model, not a curated record. NCBI's taxonomy places the organism in Eukaryota, Fungi, Ascomycota, Sordariomycetes, Hypocreales, Cordycipitaceae. The transcript has 2 exons.
AUGGCCGGUGUAGUACGUCAGAAGAUUGAUCAAGUCGCCCUUGAAAACUUUUUGCGCGAAAAUGUGCCAGAAAUUACAACACCCAUUGAAUUGAAGCAGGCAAGUCGCAUUUGCAUCAGCGCAGCACACCCCCCCUUUCAAGCUAACGUGAAUGGCUUGCGACAGUUUAAACAUGGCCAAUCCAACCCAACAUAUCAAAUCGUCGCUGCUGACGGCAAAAAAUACGUCCUGCGCAAGCGACCUCCCGGGAAGCAAAUCUCCAAGCACGCGCACCGUGUAGAGCGCGAGUACCAGGUCCUCGUCGCUCUCGAAAAUACCGACGUGCCCGUCCCCAAGCCCUACGCCCUGUGCGAGGAUGAAUCAAUCAUUGGCACGACGUUUUACAUUAUGGAGUUUCUCGACGGCCGCAUCUUUGCCGACGUUGGCGUUCCGGGUGUGAGCCCGGAGGAGAGGACCGCCAUCUGGGAGGCCGCAGCCAAGACGCUGGCCAAGCUGCAUGCCAUUGAUCCGCGACAGGUUGGCCUCGAGGGAUUUGGCAAGCCGAGUGGAUUUUAUAAGCGCCAGAUUCGGUCCUUUGAUGCCAUUUGCGCGAGCCAGUCCAAGGUGAUCAACACGGCGACACAGGAACCGCUGGGACCGCUGCCCUAUUAUGCGGAGUGUGUGCAAUUUUUCCAGAAUGCAAGCGUACAACCCCGAGAUCGUUCAUGCUUGGUGCAUGGCGAUUAUCGAGUUGAUAACCUUGUCUUUCACAAGACGGAGCCCCGUGUCAUUGGUAUUCUAGACUGGGAAACAUCCACCAUUGGCCACCCGCUAUCCGACAUUGCCAGCCUGGUCACCUUUUUCCACAUGGCCAGACAUCCUGGUGGCUCGCCCUACGACCUCUCCAGCCUGCUGCCCGGCCGCACGCCAGGUAUGCCGCAACCCGAGCAGAUUGUGCAAUGGUACGCCUGCUACGGCGACUACGAUCCCGCCCCAGACUUUGACUACGGCAUCGCCUUUAGCAUAUGGAAGACGGCCGUUCUCUGCCAGGGCAUAGAGGCCCGCAUGGUCACGGGCCAGGCGGGCAGCGACCAAGUCGCCGCGUACGCUGCCAUCAAGGCUCCGCUGGCCGAGUUGGCGUGGAAGCUGACGCAGUACUCCAACAGUGCGUGGCAGCAGUCUGCAAGACUUUGA